Messenger RNA from Kuraishia capsulata CBS 1993, 2301 nucleotides. RefSeq lists its product as uncharacterized. Bases 1 to 2301 code for a protein of 766 amino acids. The record is from RefSeq and is a predicted model, not a curated record. The transcript has 2 exons. Gene Ontology annotation, molecular function: phosphatase activity. Lineage: Eukaryota; Fungi; Ascomycota; Pichiomycetes; Pichiales; Pichiaceae. Gene Ontology annotation, biological process: dephosphorylation.
AUGGAUUAUAUUAAGAUUGCAAAGGUGUCCAACAUCACUCUCCACAGACGGGCUCAGUCCGUGGAUGGAACUCUCCAUCUGACGACCCAUCAUCUGAUUUUUACGCUGCCAUCAAGCUCAGCUGCGUCUAAGGGCUCCAGGGAGUUCUGGUUGUGCUACCCCAUGAUAGAGAAGGUAGAGUUCAAGCUAGGCUCGUCCUUGUUGUAUCUGGAAGGCGCGGUAAACGCGAGUGGUGCUAGCCAAGUGAAUCCUUCUGCAAUCGGUGAUGCUAGUCCCCAGGGCUCAUUUUCUCCUCCUUUAGAGGGUGGUAUUGCUUCUGCUAUAAGCAAUUUCACCGCCUCCCAUAUCAUGUCACAGUCGUUUGUUUCGACGUCGCCUACACCCUCGUCUUCUCACGCAGAAUACAAUGCGACAAAUAAGGUUCUUUGCAAAGGAGCUUGUCUGAGAAUACGCUGCAGGGAUUUCACAUUUCUGGCGUUUGACUUCCAGAAUCCAAAAGUCUGUAACGAGGUGUUCGAAAGCAUCAUGAGACUGACCUGUCUUGACUCGAUAGAAAAGGUAUAUGCCUUCAUUUACAAGCCUGUGCGGAUAGAACAGGCUUAUAAUGGCUGGAAGGACUAUGAUUUGGAAACCGAGUUCAAAAGGCAGGGAUUGAGGAUCCAGAUCGAAGACAUGGAACAUGGGGAAGGUGAUUUAGAACAAGUUGACGAGGAUGAUAGCAUGGGCAGCACAAGAUGGAGAAUAUCUACUGUCAAUCAGAACUAUCGACUUUGUAAGUCGUACCCCUCACUUUUGGUGACCCCAGCAUCGAUAUCGGACUCUGUGUUAAGUCAUGCUGCCAGGUUCAGGUCCAAGAACAGAAUACCUGCUUUGUCAUAUUAUUACAAAUACAACGGUUGUUCUAUUGUGAGAUGCUCACAACCUUUGGUGGGAAUUAAGCAAGCACGAUCCUUCCAAGAUGAAAGGCUACUUUCCGAGGUCUUCCGAACCAAUGAUGGUCAUUUAAAGCAAAACCUCAUAGUGGAUGCAAGACCAUUGGCCAACGCAAUGGCUCAAACUGCCCUUGGAGCAGGCACUGAGAUAAUGGAUAACUACCAGAAUUGCAAGAAGAUCUUUCUCAACAUAGACAAUAUCCAUGUGAUGCGCGAGAGUCUUGGAAAGGUUGUGGAAGGCUUGAAAAAUGGUGACAUCACCACUGCCCCAGUCAAUCGAGAAUUGCUAGUGAAGAGUGGAUGGUUAAAACACAUAUCGAAUAUGCUUUCUGGUGUGGAUGUGCUAGUGAAACUAAUUCACUUGAAUGCGAGUCAUCUGCUGAUUCACUGUUCUGACGGAUGGGACAGGACAUCGCAGAUCUGUUCUCUGGUGCAAUUGUGCAUAGACCCAUACUAUAGAACGAUAGACGGAUUUUGUGUUCUUGUGGAGAAAGAUUGGCUCUCUUUUGGACAUCGGUUCAACGAGAGAUCAGGUCAUUUGCAGAGUGAAACUAAGUUUGUCAAUAACUCAGAUUUUUCAUCCUCGAAUCAGGCCCAACAGGCGAUCAAAUCAGUUUCAAACCACUUCAAACACAAAAAGCAUGUCAAAUACACUUCUCCUGUGUUUCACCAGUUCUUGGAUUGUAUAUACCAGAUUAUGAGACAGCAUCCAAAGGCAUUUGAGUUCAACGAGAGGUUCCUGAGAAGACUCAUCUACCACCUAUACUCCUGUCAAUACGGAACGUUUUUGUACGAUUCCGAAGCAGAGAGAAAGCUUGCAAAAGUCGAGGAAAGAACAACUUCGGUAUGGAACUAUUUCAAGGCAAGACGUCCUGAGUUCACCAACACAGCGUAUGAGCAGUUUGAAGAGGUCAUAUACCCUAACUUCAAGGAUGUGAGAUGGUGGUUUCAGCUGUUUGGAAGACCUGAUGAAGAGAUGAACGACUAUUUGAUACACACCCCUGCAGAGCUUUCCAGAAAAAAAGAGUCUUCCACAGCAGAUUCAAAGCUCGUCGUUCCGGCUGCUGUGGAAUCACCAAGCUCUUCAACCGUGUCAUUGGACGCUACAAAGCUACCGCUCAGUCUAAGGGAUACUGACGAUCCUCUCAGCGAAGACGGAGAUGAAGAAGAGCACAAUCCCGGUUCAGAUCCUCUAGGUGCUUCUCUAGAUGUUUCUGCUUACAUAGCUGAUUCCAGAAGCAUGUUUCAUACAAGGACCAAAGAGCUCUUGCACAGUUUGACUAAGGAAGACAAUGAGAUAGAGAUGUCUGAGACGGGGUUGGAAACACCAAUGAAAGGAAUUAGUCUGAAUAGUGGCUCGGUGCAAUAG